Dendronephthya gigantea is the source of this 1310-nucleotide messenger RNA. Its product is annotated as zinc finger protein 330 homolog. Gene Ontology annotation, cellular component: nucleus. Gene Ontology annotation, molecular function: zinc ion binding. NCBI's taxonomy places the organism in Eukaryota, Metazoa, Cnidaria, Anthozoa, Malacalcyonacea, Nephtheidae. The coding region runs from base 123 to 1097 and encodes 324 amino acids. The record is from RefSeq and is a predicted model, not a curated record. The transcript has 9 exons.
CCAAUAUGGCUGCCAAAAAAUCAAGAAAAGUGUUCUAAUUUCUUUAAUUUUUUCGUUUUUUAUUUGUUUUAUUUGACCUUUUUUUAAUUGUAUUGUUGCCGUAUAUAUCCAGUUAUUUAAACAUGCCAAAGAAAAAGACAGGGGCUCGCAAAAAGGCAGAGAAACAACGAGAAAGACAAAAGGGAAUAAAGAAUUCAAAGCAGUUUAGAGACAUUGUGGAGCUGCCGUGCAACUUUCAAAUGGAAUGUGAUAAGUGUAAAAUGAGACAGAAGAAUCGAGCCUUUUGCUAUUUUUGUUCUGCCAUUCAAAAGCUUCCAGUUUGUGCUGAAUGUGGAAAAUCAAAGUGUAUGUCAAAGACUGGUGAUUGUGUUGUGAAACAUCCCAACUCUCAUACAACUGGAAUGGGAAUGGUUGGUGCUGUGUGUGAUUUUUGUGAAGCAUUUGUGUGUCAUUCAAAAAAGUGUCUAACAACGCAUGCAUGUGAUUGCGUUGCACGCGAUGGAGACUGUAUUGAAUGUGAACGUGGUGUCUGGGAUCAUGGUGGCAGAAUAUUCCGUUGUUCUUUUUGUCAUAAUUCACUCUGUGAGGACGAUCAAUUUGAACAUCAAGCGAAAUGUCAAGUCCUGGAUUCUGAGACUUUUAAAUGUGGUUCAUGCAACAAAUUAGGACAAUACUCUUGUCUUCGCUGCAAGCUGUGUUUCUGUGAAGACCAUGUUCGUCGCAAGGGCGUAAAGUACAAACGGGGAGAGGAAAUACCAUGUCCUAAAUGUGGGUUUGAGACAAAUUCGACCAAAGAUCUUAGCAUGUCGACACGCCGAAUGGCUUACGGCCGACAUUCAGCGGAGACUUACGAUGAUGACGACGACGACGAUGACGACGGAUCGUUCCCUAGAUACGGUUACUAUGGCUACAGUGCAAGCGCGUACAGCGGCGAGGGGGAAAAUGAGGAUGAGGAGGAAUCUGAAGAUGAUGACGAUGAAGUGGAAAUUGAUGAGGAAAAACACGCGGAUGAUGUGGAAGGUGAGCUUGAACGUUGUUGUGAUGACGACGAAGUUAGAAACCUCCUCUCUAACUCGCUGGAGAAAACAAAAAUUUAAAACUCUACGAAUUACAGUUUUAAAUUUUAAACGAAAAACUCCAACACAAGGCAAUGCGAUUUAUGAUUAGAAUAUAUAUCGUGAGCGUGGAACGUGGGACUCGUUUAUGAUUUCAAUCUGAAAGAUUGAGAGAUCUUAUGGGGGCUGUUUACAUGAGCCCGGUUACCCGAGAUUCAACGAAGCGUGAGAGGAAUUUGAGGUAUUGAAAUAAGU